Messenger RNA from Panthera uncia (snow leopard), 19565 nucleotides. It is a transcript of the gene MCTP2, whose product is annotated as multiple C2 and transmembrane domain containing 2. Gene Ontology annotation, molecular function: calcium ion binding. Gene Ontology annotation, biological process: regulation of neurotransmitter secretion. The transcript is spliced from 15 exons. Bases 11677 to 13077 code for a protein of 466 amino acids. NCBI's taxonomy places the organism in Eukaryota, Metazoa, Chordata, Mammalia, Carnivora, Felidae. Gene Ontology annotation, cellular component: synaptic vesicle membrane. The record is from RefSeq and is a predicted model, not a curated record.
AGUUGUUUUCUUUUUUAUGUCAUUUGGCAAAACGUUCAUCUUUGUUGCAAGCACAGAGGUAUAUGUGAUUGGUAUUAACCAACUUUUACGUAUAACAGCAUUCUCUUCCUCUCACUGUGGCUAUGAAUAAGAAGGAAACAACCUCCCUUUUACAUUUCGUUUAAUAAGGGCAUAGCCAGAUGUUUGAACUUAUAUACUUGUUUUAGUGGUGACAUUUUAUAGGUGCCAGCCACGUUAGAACGUUCCACUUCAUUAAGCCUGGAUUAUUUGGAGUGUAGCACAGUUAGGGUUAGUCCUUUAGGAAGUUAUAUACCAUCAGAUGGAAACUAGCUUUGGUGUUGUAGGGGCAAUGAAAAGAUUAAUUGAGAGGGAUAGGUGGUAUCUUUUAUAAAUCUCUUUUAUAUUACUCUUAUUUUACUGUUUAUUACUUUUGCUGCUGAGAGUUUCUUGAAAGAUUUCUUCAUGAUGUACUGGUGAUUUUUUUUUUUUUUUACAUUGUUACUAUCGUUUUAAGCAAUUAUAAACUGCCGUCCAGUUUGUAAAAGGUCUACGUGUAUCAAGGUAGGAAGGCAUUAUUUAUUUAUCUGGUUAUUAAAUUAAUACAUUGCAAUCCAGUGAUUAAAUGGCAAAAUUGGUGUGAGCGUAAACACAACCAAAAAGGUAUUUGUAACUUAAUUUAGCUCCUCUGCUACUUUCUUUAAGUUUAUUUAUUAUUUAUUUAUUUAUUAAAGUUUAUUUUAUGUUGAGAGAGACAGAGAUAGCGUGAGUACAGAGGGGGCAGAGAGAGAAAGAAGAGAGAGAGAGAGAGAAAGAGAGAGAGAGAGAGAGAGGGAAUCGUAAACAGACUCCAAGCUGCCAGCAUUGAGCCUGAUGCAGGGCUCAAACUCACCGAACCAUUAGAUCAUGACCUUGGACAAAACCAAGAGUCGGAUGCCUAAGGGACUGAGACACCCAGACGCCCCUCCUCUGCUCCUUUUAAAGAGAAAUAAACAACAAGGAGGUGGCUGUGAUGUGUGUGUGAGUGUGUGUGUGUGUGUGUGUGUGUGUGUGCGUGUGUGUGUGUGUAUUUGGCGGAUACACCGACCAUCUCUGUGUGUACGUUUAUUUACACACACACAUAAGUGCACAAAUCGUAUACCAGCUCGAAUUUCUUAUCUCACUGUACUUGAGUUGUUCAGUUCUGCGUCAAACAAGGCAAAUGAAACAGAGAUUUUGAGUGUUGGUAAGAGUGUGUGUGGGGGGGAGAGAGAGCGAGAGAAUUGUCACCUGACUGGCACUGGUCAUUUAGGAGGAAUAGCAAACUUUCCAAACCUCGCUUUUUAAAACCCAAAGGAACCAAAGCCUGCCUCUUCUGCGCCGCAGACCCUUUGCAUUUUGAACAUUUUAAGUAUAACUACGAUGAGUUUCGUUAACCAGUUCACUUGGUGUACAAGACUCUCUCUCUCUCUGUCUUUUUUUUCUUUUGAAGUAAAAUUAAGAGACGAUAAAUAAUAAUGUGAAACGGUCUCAGAAAAUCCUCCAACUUUUGUCAUCUUCCUUUAUAGUCACUAGAGGGUAGAAGAUGAUCAUUUCUUGCCACAGAGGGGAGCCCAGCUCCUGCUCUCCCAUAUUAAGAGCUUCUGUGACCAUCCGAAGCAGUAAAGUUUCCCGGCAUGCUUUGGAGAAGCCUGACAAAGCAGUAUUUUCUCGUUUAUUGAUUCUGCUUCUGCACUAAAAUACUGGUACUGUACAUCAAUAACCAUCUUUAGUUAGGGAGCUCCGGUCUGUGGAAGAAAACUGGCAGUUUGUGGAAGAACAUAAAGGCUAGAAAGAAAAAUUGUGAGCUUGGGGAAUAUUGGAGUCUAGGGAGGACAGGAGAGGUUAUGGAAGAAUGGCCAAAGGAAUGAAGAAGGAGAGAAAAAAUGUUGACGGCCUGGAUAAAGAUAUCAAAAAUAUGAAAGGAACAGUGGAUCCUGGAGAGCAGUAUUUAUAUCUGUACUGCAGAGUUGUGUCUGACCACAGCUGCUGUAUUCAUUUUUUUUUCUUUUCUUUUUUUUUUUUAUCCCUAUCAUGGUCGUUUCUAGAAUUUUGACUUCAGUGCGCUGGGCUCAGGGACUUAAUAAAUGCCCAGACCCUCCGUGCCUGUGUUUAAUAAAACCUUUGAUGAAUAGAGCUCGUUGAAUGCUACUCAUCAUCUUACAUGAGAGAUGCGGUUUAUAUCUUGGUGGAGAAUUUCAGUUGGCAGGUUAACUUUUCACAGCUUAGAGUUUGCAGGUUUUGGAGAGGAAAGUGAGAGAGCUCCUAAUUUCGCUUAUGAAAUUGAGUCACGUGGAAAAUCUGGAGGUCCUGUGAUUAACCUUCUGGAAGAGUAGUUAAAAUGCCCUGAUCAACCUAUCUUGGUAUUUUUAAACUGUCAGCUGCUUUUUUAGGAUUUCUAUAUUAUAUUUAAAAAUUAGGUAACAGAAGUUUGACAUAGAGAAGAUUACUCAGCUAUGAGUAUCUAAAAUGUUACCAGUCCUAAGUAAUAUAUUAUCUGUAAAAUGUUGUUGACUUUUUCACCUCAAUCUUAUUCUUUUAAUGGCUUAACUUUAUUUAGAUGAUUGCUUCUUAAGCCCCGUAAGUUUAUAAUUUUGCAUCCAUCCAUAGAGGCCAAGGACGGCAGACUGUCUUGUAAAGUGUUUUCUUACUACGUUGACCUUGACCGUAACGUAGUAAAUUUGUAGAGAUCGCCUUUAAAAGUAGGUUCAGAUUUCUCCCAAAGCCUCUGUUUACCUUCUGAUGAGCCUUUUUCACAUGAGAAUUGAGAAUUUGAUUUAAUAGGGCCUGAAUCAGAUAACUAGCUCUUUUUAGACAUUUAUUCUACACAAUCUUGGCUGUGAACAGAUCUAUUUCCAAACCUUCCUCUCUCUUUCUAAUGCAGGUAACACUUAACAGAGAUAGAAAAUUAACAGCAGUGACUUCUCUAAUAUCAGAUAGCUUAAUGGGGGGGGAACCCUGCAAAUCACUAACUGUAUUCAGAAAUCUGUGUACGUACAUCCACACCUACCUGCUUCCCCUGCACUUUCAUUUGGGUCUUUGUAGGUCCUGUGGCUGACCACAGUUCUUUAUUUACACUUUCUUUUACUUUAGAUGCAUUUCCCCUGUGAUGAGAACCUUGCGGGGUGGGGGUGGAGGGUUUUCGUACGAUUCAGUUUUCAGAAACAGAAAAAAAAAAUGUUUUCCCCACAAAAAUAUAUGCAGGCUCCCAUAAGCAGAUUCUGUGUCCGUUUUAGCCAGUUUGAUUUUAUCCUCAGUGCACAGGACCCCCGCGCAGGGCUUAGCCCACUUGUAGGGAGAAGCCACCUGGCGGCAUGUUAGAGAAUGAAGAAGGCACAGGAAGGGCCAGUGGCAUCCGUGGUGUCAGGUCAACGCCAUCAUACCCGCCUGCUCCGUGAAACACAAAACCCGGAAGGGUGAGGGCUUUAAGAGGGCCACUGCCUGCCAAUGUCACCCGGCUGUCCCCUGGCUGUCAGAUCCCGACCUGAAGCGUCUGCUGCUUAUGUCCCCUCCCACACCUCCUACAAGAAGAAAAAAAAAGGGGGGGACUAUUUUGCAUAGCCCUUCUUUUGACCACUGUUUCAUGCAGUUGUGGGUCCGCGAUCGGAGGGAAGAGACGCGACCUGGGCCAGUGUGACUUUUUUUUUCUUCUGCAUGAAAUCAGUUGGCCAAUGGUGCCAUUUUGGGGGCUGUUCAGCGUCCUCUUCUUCUGUCUUUGUUCCUGUUAUUCCAGGGGCUGAUAACCACAGGAUACGUUUUCUAGGUUCCCCUGCCAGGUGGCUUCCAGCUGGAAUUGGUAGGAGACUACAGGGUGGGAGAAUUUCCACGGUCAUCUCUCCUUUUGCCUUCUAUUUCACGUGGGGUCUUCGACACGGGCUGCAUUUUUCAUUUGCCCUUAGACCUGCUAUGGCUUCAGGGUGAGCCUGAUCCUUGUAUUGACUCUUCUUGCCUGGCCAGUCCCGGGUUUGCAGAAGUUCAGCCCUGACGGCGGAAGCCAGCCCUGUGUCUGUUUUCGCAAGCCACGCUGUAACACAGCGGUGUGCACCUGUGUAGGCGUCGUCUCUAACUGGCAGUGACAGAGUAUUGUAGUUGGGACAGAGACCUAGCGGCCUGAAGCCUAAAUUCUUACUCUCUGGACCUUGGCAGGGAAAGUUUGUCUUCCUCCCACUCCAGCCGGAGGAGGGUUAGGCUGUCCUUUUUUGUUGCUUACCUUAGGUAUUCUCAGCGUUGCCUCUUUGGUCUCUCGGCCGUCCCGCACCUGUUCUCUGCACGAUAUUCCCUCCACCUUCAGUCCCAGGAAUGGUUUUCUCUUUCUGGUGGAUUCGGAUACAGCCUAUCAGGCAAAGCCUUUGCUUUUGGCUUUUUUGGGUACUUUUAGAAUGGUCAUUACUUUGUAAAUACCAUGAAUCACAUGAUGAUGGUUCUGCGUGAAUUUAGGUUUUAUCCUCCCUGCCUUCUUUCCCUUUUUCUGCUUUCCUUUUUUUCUCCUUUUUGCUCAAUCUGUCCCUCUGUUUACUUUAUUAAAAAAAAUUUUUUUGAGUGUUUAUUCAUUUUUGAGUGAUAGAGAGCAUGAGCGGGGGAGGGGCAGAGAGCCAGAGAGGGAGACACAGAAUCCGAAGCAGGCUCCAGGCCCUGAGCUGUCAGCACAGAACCCGAUGUGGGGCUCGAAUUCAUGAGCUAUGAGAUCAUGAAGUGAGCCGAAGUUGGACGCUUAACCGACUGAGCCACCCAGGUGCCCCUCUCCUUCUGUUUACGUCUGACAUCUAGGACUUCUGGAAGGUAGUCUCUAAAUUUAGGUAACUAUCUCUACCUAUCUAUCUUUCUAAUUGAAUCUGUCUAAUAUAUUUAUAUCUCUUUAACCUAAUUUACUUGUCUGAAUGUCUGUGUCUGUCUGCUUGUCUGUCUGUCUAUCUAUCUGUCAUCUAUUGGGCAUGGGCCCAAUGCUGAAUAUCUUAACCCUGAUGCCUCUGCUGCCUUGCUGUGAAAUCAAGGUCAGCAUUACCCUGGGCAGAAUGAUCUCUAGGGAUCGUCCUCAUUUCUGGGGGCCUCGGUCGUGCUCAGGUAAGGCCCCGGAUCUGUUGGCACUCUCAAACCCUGUGUGUGCUCUAGACCAGAAAAACAGAGCCACUGCCUUCCUAAACUUUUCACGUGAGAAUCCACUUCAGCCGAAACCUUCUCACUGAGCACGUCCUGAGGAUUCACAGAUGAACGGGACUUAGCCGUGGUGACUGCCCAGUCAGCGGGAGACUUGAGAGAAGGGAGGGAGGGGUAUUCAGAGGGCACGGUCAGACCUUUUCCUAGCCUCCAAGGUGGGCUGAGUGCUGGAGACAGAGCAAGCUUUCAGAGGAGGACUGCAGGGAAUCUUAACCAAAUGAGAGGGAGGAAGAAGUGAAUGGAGAUAGGAUAGUAUAAAAUAGUGUGGUCCACGGCAAGUGGUCUGAUGUACUUAUUAUCAGGCUUCAACCAGUUGGGGUUUCAAAAUAGAGCAGCAUCGGUAUCACCUGGAAAUUGUUAGAAAUGAGAAGUUGUGACCCGCCCCCCCCACGCCUACCCCGCCAACAUUUCAGACCUCUUGAAUCAGAAACUCUGGGGAUGGGGCCCCCCGCAAUCUUUCUGUAAUCCUUCCAGGGGAUUCUGAAGCACGUUUGAUUGAGAACCGCGAGGUACGGCAGUCCUGGAUAGGGGUGCCCUUGAGGUAUUUUAUUUUUUAUUUGUUUUAUUUACUUUAUUUGUUUAUGUUUUAAUUUUUUAAAUGUUUGUUUAUUAUUGAGAGAGACGGAGCACAAGUGGGGGAGGGGCAGAGAGAGAGAGAGAGGGGGGGAGACACAGAAUCCGUAUCAAGCUCCAGGCUCUGAGCUCCAAUCUGUCAGCCCAGGGCCCAACGCAGGGCUUGAAUUCAUGAACCAUGAGAUCCUGACCUGAGCCAAAGUUCGGUACUGAGCCACCCAGGUGCCCUGCCCUUGAAGUAUUUUAAGUGAAGGAGAGACACAGAAAUAUGGAACAGAAAAGGGAAGGCCAGCAGGGUGACACAUGUGAAUCCAGAAAUACUAGAUAAUGGGUGUUAUUACAUAUGAGCACAACAUUUAACUUUGAGCUUCUUAGAGGUUAGGGUGAAAAAGAAAAUCUUGUUGAAUCACUUUAUUUUAUUUUAUUUAUUUUAGAGACAGAACACAUGAGUAGGGAGAGGGGCAAAAGGGGGGAGAGAGAGAGAGAGAGAGGCAGGCGCGGGGGGAGAAUCCCAAGCAGGCUCCACGUUUAGCAUGGAACCCAACAUGGGGCUCAAUCCCAUGACCCUGGGAUCAUGACCUGAGCUGAAACCAAGAGUCGGGCACUCAGCCAACUGCUCACCCAGGCUCCCCUUUUCUUUUCUUUUUCAGUGAUAGGAAGAAAUGCAUUAGAAACAUUUUCCUGGUCCUAAGCCCUAAGAAGUGGGUAUUUAUAGACUUGAUCGUUUUUUUUGUUUUUAAUCUUAAUCUAAUUCUUAUUUUUAAGUGCAAAAACAGAGCAGUGAUACUUUGCAAUGAAAAAAAAUGUUAAAUCUCCUAUAAAACUUUUACAGCUAAUAUGUCUGUACAACCUACAGAUUAUUCAUUAUCCUCGGGACUAUAAUCUAGUUUUCCCAUACAAAUAUAAAUCUCAUGGUCCAUGUCCACGUGGGAGAUUUAAAAGGCUUUCUUUAUAUCCUUAGGCAAAGAUUUUUGUGUAGUUCUAGGAGAAUUUAUGCCCACAGCAUCCUCUUCGGAUGAUAUAAGAAGCCGCCAAGAAGGAGCUUCUCUGGGAGCCUGCUGGAUGCAUGUAUGGACCUUCUCAUGUCAUGCCAUAAAAGCUGUUGACAAUGAACAGUUGUUUUACAUGUUAAAAAUGCUUGGAAGGAAUAUUUCAGGGGAACCUUUUAUAGACUGAAUGUUCUCCCUUAGCUUUUCUUAAGCAAUGCCCAGCAGAGUCCAAUCCUGUUGUGUUGUUCAUUUUGCUUACAAAGUUAGCGACUUUUUUUUUCCCCCUGUGCAUUUGUUUCCACCGAUACCUCCUUUCUCACAGUGACUUAGGGAAACGAAUUAAUGAGAGUCGAAAUAGGACCCAUCGGCAGCGUUGGAACACGUGUUUCUGGACUCCAGUAACUGAGACGGUAGAAAAGUUACCCACACGAUAUUUGGCAGCUAGUUAGGUAUGCCUUCCUAGAACAAUCUUGAGAAAAUAUUUUUGCCCUGCCCUUCUUUUUCAUUUCUGUCUCUUAACAAAAAUUUUUUUUUGGUGUUUUGUCAUACCCAAGGGAGUACUUCGGAUAAUGACUUUGCGGUAUCCGUCAGCAUAGUGUGUUCCGGAGAGGGGCACAGCUAGCUGUAAUGUUGCUUUUGAUGACUACAGGCUGUGGCCCCGGCUCCCGGACGGCAUGCUACUCCUUCCAAGCUCUUUCUUAACUCUUAACCUCCUUGCCAUUCUUCCUGGCCCACGACAGAGAGGAGGCACUUGGCUGACAGGCCUGUCAUUUCUGGGUUUUCUUUCGCAGCCAUGCCAAGAGACCAGAGUCCAUAUCUCCAUCUUCCCGGCAUGCCACUUGGCCCAAAUCCUUAAAUAAUGGAUGUGGCUAAGCUGUAAUCCAUUUUCUAUGUCCCAGGAAUGACAAACCAUUCUCUGUUUUGAGAGCCUAUUCCUGGAUCAGAAACUUGUGAAGAUUUUCCGCCUGUUGGGAGUGGAAGGUCCACAGCUCUUACCUUCAGUCCUGUUCUCUUUUUUCCCCCCCUUCCUUCCUUGUCCCCGGGAUUGUCAUGACCCGGAAGUGAAUUGUUUCUGCAGCUUUUCAUUUUUUCUGAAAGUCAGUCCGUUUCAAAGUUAAAUAUUGAACCUCAGGGGCACCUUGGUGGCUCAUUUGGUUGAGUGUUCGACUCUUGAUUUCAGUUCAAGUCAUGGUCGCAAGGUCGUCGGAUGGAGCUCUGAGUCGUGCUUUACAUGGAGCAUGGAGCCUGCCUGAGAUUCUCUCUCUUUCUCUCUCUCUCUCUUUCUCUCUGUCCUUCCUUUCCUCUCCCCCACUCUCGUGCACACACUCUCUUUCUAAAAUUAAAACAUAAAUAAAUAAAAAAAUAAGUAUCAUACCUCGUAUUCACCAGUAAUAACGAACGUGUGUGCUUCAGAUGGAAGUUAUGAUUUCUGUCCAGAAGAAGGGUGUGGAUUUGGUGGGGUGGGGGGCCAAGGAAGAGAGAGAGAGCCUAUGAAUGAAACAACAUAGAAAUAGUAAAAGGUUCUGAUCCCUUUGGGAGGAAGGAGAAAAAUAGCAAAACCCUGAUGUACUAUAUUUUAUCCUUUAUGUCGGCUGAGAAAUUAGGGUCAGGACCCAGAAACUUUGCUCUAUCUCCUGGUGUUUGUUUCAGCUCAGGUGGGCUGGGCUUCUCCUUUGAUGGGUCAUUUCCUUGUCUCCCUUCACAUUCCAGGCUGCAUUAAGAUGACAAAUUUCACUUAUGGGCUCAGGCACAGACGUGAAAACCUGAGCUAUGGAGCUAACAGGGUGAGUGCAGAGGAGUGGAUUUAUUGGCGGGAGAAAGGGAUUGUUCCAAGAGCACAGAUUUGGGGAGCCAGGCCCUGCAUCAGAGAGUACACAGGAUGGCCCGGACAGUACCCGCCUCUCCCCCAUCAGCCCUGGUCUGAGGCCUCAUCACUUGCCCCAAGGCUGAAGACACAUGUUAAAGUAAUUACGAGACUUCUUUAAAGCACACACACACACACACACACACACACACACACUCCAGAAUAUGUUGUUCGUAGAUGUGCAACUUUAUUUGGACAUCACCUGAAAGCAGGUUUUGCAGAAAAGAUUGAGGGCGAAAUACGUAGAAUAAAGGCCUUGUGUUCUUUUCUGUCUGUGAACUCCGCAAUAAAUAGCUCACUUCUCCUACCCUGCCUUUAGUGAGGAGAAAAAAAAAAAUCUUGGACAGCAAAGAGCAAGUCCGUCACAUCAAACAUGACUGCGUUAAAUACUAAAAUGUUCAAAGUCCAACUGAGAUAGAUAAAGGCUUUGAUGGAAAGUGGAUAUUUCCCAGGGACAUUACAAGCAAUAAUCCAGAUGUUAUGCUGUAAUGCAACGAGUGUCGUGGAUAGAUCAGGAGAUCCAGCCAAGCCGCGCCUGAUGUAGGCCUUAGCCUUGCCCUCCCAUGCUGUUCCGCCAUAUGGAACCUAUCUCUCGGCCCUCUUAAUAACCAGCUUUGGAUUCCAUUUUCACAGAGCUCAUAGAGCUAAGUGGGGCUGUUUUAUGGACAAGUUAGAUAGAAGCCUUUCCAAGAUAAACAUCCAAUUUGAAAUUAGGACAUACCAAGCCACAAAAUUAUUUUAGGGCAUAUUUCAUGGAAGCCCUGCCAUUUUUCUUAGGCAAUUGCCAGACUGGAGGAUGCCCUUUGAUCCCAUGUGGACAUUACUCCCUUCUUUAUAAAAAGGAUUUUGAAAUAGUUGCAGUGUUUAGGGAGGAAUAUAUCUGUCGGAACUUUGAAGCAUGGCCAUGGGACAGGUCAUGCUUUAGCUUGUUGGUUGGCAAGUCAAACUUUAAGAAGAAAAAAGAAAAAAAAAAAGGGAAUUGUAGCCGGAUAUAUGAAUCAAAAUCUCAUUUUCGUUUUAAAGAUAGAAGUUUUCAGCCCGUGUGCUUAAUAAGCUAUAAAAUGUACUCGGUGUAUCCACAUCUACAUGCUCAAAUAUAAAUUUAUAAACACAUACGCAUAUAUGUUUGUAUAUGUGUCUGUUGAUGUACUGUGUCGGCGUGUGUUGUGUUUAAUUAACAUGAAAUCGCUUGACUUUAAUACUUUCAUAAGGCUUUUUUUAUUGAAUAUAUUCUCUCCACAACCAAACUGGAAAUAGAACUUCCGAAAGAAUCGUUCAUGUUCUCCAGAGGAGAGGGAUUUUUUUUUUCUUUUUAAAAUGAAUUAUUUUCCCUUGCCCCCUCCCUGCUCUGUCUCAGCACCUCCAAAACUCGUGCGUGCGUGCGUGCGUGCGUGUGUGUGUGUGUGCAUUUUAAGAGAAGAGCAGCGCAGAUGUGAAGCUUGAGAGUGUAGACUUCCUUGAAUGUGCUUUGCUUAAGGUCGUCAUAAAAUGAUCAAAUGCUUGGUGGCUUGUUGCCGCACCAUUUAUUAAGACUGGUGGAGUAACGUGUUGGAUGAGGUAAGCUGGUAUAUAAUUAAUACGGUUCUGACAUACCAUUUGUUGUGAUAAAUUGUGACUAACUGGUGUCCGAGCGAAUUGGUGUCUGAAUGAUCUCGAAGAUGUAUUGAGUAGAUGACAGGAACGAAUAUAUAGUGUUAGAAAUUCACGGCUUUACUAUGGUACUUUAUGCCAUUUACAUUCUCCAGUCCAUUUAUUUCUCCUUCAAAUACACCCGCCUCUGCUCGUGCCAUUUCACGUGUCGAGCGGCAAACGUAGAUCAACUCCACCAACUCAGUGCGGCGUGCGGAUCGGGUGGGGAUCCUCAUGCAGGCAAACCAACCAUAAAAAAAGACACGGUGGAGACCUUCAGGGAAAUGUGACUCUGUGCUGGGUGUCUAACGAUAUUAAGGGAAUUAUGGUUAUCUGUGUUGAAUGUGGUCACGGCAGGGUGCUUCUGUAAAAACACAUGUGGGUUUUGCUUUCAACUCUUUCAGCCCGAGAAAAAGAGUGAAGGGCUAGAUGAAGUCAGAUGGGCGAAAGGUGGAAUCAGAUGGAUCCGCACGUGGAGAUUUAUAUACCAUGCUCUCUGCCUUUGUGCGUGUUUGGAAAUUUCCAUAGUGGAAAUUAAAAAUAAAGUGUGCGUGUCCUCUUUAUAAUUUAAUAAUCGGGGAUGUUUGCUCUCCUCUACAUUCUGUUUAGGGUGUGUGUGAGUGUGCAUGGGUAGUAUAAUUUAGAAAAGGAAAAAAAAAAAAAACAAAGAAGUUAAGAGUUACCCAAUCUCUACUGGAUCCCAGGCGCCGUGCUAAGGACGUUAUACAUCCUUCUCCUCCCUGCAGAUCUGCAAAGCGCAUUUGCCUGGCUGGCUGCUUCCAGGCUGUAUCUGGAGUUGUGCAUCUCACUGUGGUGUUGGGCAUUUUAGGAGCAGCCCAAGGAAUAAAGGGAAGUGUGGACAGAUUGGAGUGUGAAGGAUAAAUUCAAAACCAUUAUUGCUAAAUGCCCAGAGGUAUUUUGUUUCCCUGCAAAGCAAUGCCUCGCUCCUGUCUCUCUGUUCCCAGAAUGCCUUUCUUCCCUUCCUUCUAUUAAAAUAGCUGAAGGAUUCCUACCACGGAGCGCAUCUGGGUGGGAGGAUAGGCCAGGGCCAAAUCCAAGCGUUGUUCCUAAUCAUCCUUCACUAUACUUUAGAAGUCCAGGGCUGGAGAAGGAAACCACAUAACUGUGCCUGCAGGUUGGCCAAAUCCCGAAGACGAGUAACACUUUCAGCAGCUAGGGAGUGCGAUUCCUGAUCCCCAUACUGCGAGCUGGAAUUUCUGUGAUCACCAAAGUCACACUCAGGAAUUAUCAGCACGUUGAUCUGUCCUCUUCUUUCUUUGCUUUAGUCCUCUUUGAUACGCAACUUGCGACUCUCAGAGUCCUUGAAAAAGAACCAACUCUGGAAUGGGAUUAUAAGUAUAACCUUGUUGGAAGGGAAGAAUGUAUCAGGAGGAAGCAUGACAGAAAUGUUUGUCCAGUUAAAACUGGGAGACCAGAGGUAUAAAAGUAAGGAUGGGCAUUUUGGACAUUGAAGUGUGGGGAAAGGACAGCAGAAAGCACGAGGAACGUCUGGGCACGUGUAAAGUGGAUAUCGCAGCGCUGCCUCUGAAGCAAGCCAACUGCUUGGAGCUGCCCCUGGAGAGCUGCCUGGGGGCCCUCCUGAUGUUGAUCACGCUCACUCCCUGUGCUGGAGUCUCCGUCUCUGAUCUGUGCGUGUGCCCCUUAGCAGACCCCAGCGAGAGAAAGCAGAUUGUCCAGCGAUAUUGCUUACAGAAUUCCCUGAAAGAUAUGAAGGACGUCGGCAUUUUACAAGUGAAGGUCUUAAAGGCAGUAGAUCUCUUAGCAGCGGAUUUCUCAGGGAAGAGCGAUCCUUUUUGCUUGUUGGAGUUAGGCAAUGACCGACUUCAGACACACACCAUUUACAAAAACCUCAACCCUGAGUGGAACAAAGUUUUUACAUUUCCUAUUAAAGAUAUCCAUGAUGUUUUGGAAGUGACAGUGUUUGACGAAGAUGGAGAUAAACCUCCUGAUUUUCUUGGAAAAGUUGCCAUUCCCUUGCUGUCCAUUCGAGAUGGACGGCCAAAUUGCUACAUACUGAAGAAUAAAGAUUUAGAACAAGCUUUUAAAGGAGCUAUUUACUUGGAGAUGGACCUCAUAUAUAAUCCGGUCAAGGCGAGUAUUAGGACCUUUACUCCCAGAGAAAAGCGCUUUGUUGAAGAUAGCCGCAAGCUGUCCAAGAAGAUCUUAUCAAGAGAUGUAGACCGUGUGAAAAGAAUCACCAUGGCAAUGUGGAAUACAAUACAGUUCCUUAAAAGCUGUUUCCAGUGGGAAUCCACGUUAAGAAGUGCAGUAGCGUUUGUGGUAUUUUUGGUCGCCGUCUGGAAUUUUGAACUGUACAUGAUCCCCCUGGCCUUAUUACUCCUCUUCAUCUACAAUUUCAUCAUUCUCACAAAAGGGAAGACGGGCAGCAUCCAGGACAGCCAGGAGAGCACAGACGUAGACGAAGAGGAGUAUGAUGAUGACAAGGAAUCCGAGAAAAAGGGGUUAAUUGAAAGAAUCUAUAUGGUACAGGAUAUUGUUUCAACUGUUCAAAACAUCUUGGAGGAAAUAGCUUCUUUUGGAGAAAGAAUUAAAAACACGUUUAACUGGACGGUCCCAUUCCUUUCCUUCCUGGCCUGCCUGAUCCUGGCAGUGGCCACCGUCACUUUGUAUUUUAUUCCACUCCGGUACAUCGUUUUAAUCUGGGGCAUAAAUAAAUUUACUAAGAAGCUUCGAAAUCCCUAUGCCAUCGACAAUAAUGAGCUGUUAGACUUCCUCUCCAGGGUACCAUCUGAUGUUCAAAAGGUGCAGUACGCCGAACUGAGACCCUGCAGCAGCCACAGCCCCCUUCGGAAGAAGCGCAGUGCCGUCUAGGACACGCGCCAACUCUGGCCACCGGCACCCGAUUCCCUGUGGGGUCGGUGAGACCCGUGAUGUCUCUGUUCCACCGGUGGUCCCCACGGUGUCUUUCCAAAACACGUGCUGUGUGGAGCCCUCCCCCUCUUCUCCCCGCUUCUCCACGGGCACCGAUUGCACACGUGUGCUCACGUCCACGCACACGGGUGUGCCGGUUGCGUAGCAGGUCAGCCCCUCGCAAGGAAACAAGCCAGAGACCGUUAAAGACUGAUGUCCCUUCUCCCGUAGAAGGUAAUGUAAGGCUGUCAAGGGUCUCAACAGCCUCCUUGAAAACAGCCGGGAGUCCACCUGGAUUCAAGAGGGACUUUGAACUUGUUAUGGUACCUCCACCAGAUUCUCCUGAAGAUCCGGUCAUGUCCACUCCCGUCUGCACACUCCUUUCAGAUUGUUGUUCACAUGAGGCAGUCGGUUUUUCCCAGUUAGCAAAUCCCUGGUAGCCAUCGUCUCCCCACAUAGUAUAUAUCAUGCAUAGAUUUUUAAAUAAUGACCCAGAUCAGCUCAAGUCUUUGUGGGAGUCUUUCAGCCGGGAUUACUGAAGACCCGUAUGGAAAAUUGUGGUCAACACCUCGGCGCUGGAUGUCAGCCUCUUUCACCGUCCAUUGCUGGCAAUGGAAGGCCCCAGAAAGUCCAAAGGGACCACUCGUCCAAAAAGCGAAGGUUUCAGUGAGAGUAUUUGGUUGCCUUAAAAACGCCAUUUCUUCUGACUUGACUUCGCUUUAUUUCCAAAAUAAAAUGUCAAUAUUAUAGCUGCAGGACGCGGGGGAUGAAUGAAUGAAUUCUGAAAGUAUUUAGAAAGAAAGGUGAAGGCUGGGGAGCAAGGGACUAACGAAUGAAGGUGGACCGCUCACCUGAUUGUCGUAAUCCCUUCAUUCGCCCGCAUUUGGGGGCAGAAGGUAAAAAUAAGGCAGCAGUCCAAAAUGAUCUUUCGUUCCUGAGCAAAAUAAUCUGCAUGUAAUACAUCUAUAUCUCAGAACCGCGUUCCUAGAAAAGCAUCAUCCCCAAAUCCUGAAUAGUAUCUGAUGCCUACAGCCCCCAUUUCAUAGUACCCCCCCCCAGGUAAAAACCCCGAUUUUGUGCAUAUAUAAAAUGUAUGCCAAUACUUUAUGUUCAAAUGAUAUUUAAGUUGUAACGACCGUAUUUUGUUGACACAUACUUUGUGCAGUUUUAUAUAUAUAUAAAAUAUAUAUAUAUAUGUAUUGUAAAGCAAAGCCGAGGUAAAAAAAAAACAGAUUUAAUAGUGAGGUUUGCUAUUUUUUUUUCCUCUCUGGGUUGUAAUUUAAUAAUCUUCAAACAAAAUGUUUAUGAAAAAUGCCAAAGAUUCUAAACCUUAUCAUCCCGUGUCUGUUUUUCUUCAUAUUAUAUCUUCCUGGGUUUCUUUCUGGCUGAGCCAGAUUUCUGCAUGAUUUGAUUUGCUUCAAGUUAAUGAAGCUGGCUGGAAAAGAGCCUUGCAGAAAUUAUAAAAGCUCCAGUAAAUCUCUUAGUUGUACAUACAAUAGAUAUCCAAGAACCUCUUUUGUGAAACCAGUUACUCAAUCUUCUGUGUAAACAAUGCCUCAUUGUCUCACUCCCGACUAUCAUGUAGUUUAUCAUAGUCUGUCAUUUUGUAACGACCUAAGUCAGACAUUUUUAAACAGACAUGUGAGAUCUGAUAAGUCAUUCGAACGAAAACUUUCAGCAAGCAAAAUAACCCCUUAUUUAUUUUUAAAAGUAGCACUGAUACUUUAUUGUUGUUCUUUGGCUAUACAAUUUCAAAAUGAAAUAAUUUGUCCAACAAGGAGCCAUCAUUAGCGACUCUUACUCCCUCUGUAACCCAACAGGAAUUCAGAGCGUUAAGUUUAGGAUGCAGACAGCAGCUGGGAUUCGGGACCGAAUCAACCUUUAAUAAACUGUCAAUGGAAAACAAGUGUUAAUUGAUUAAGGAGGCUUUGAAGGUUAAAAAUGUUAGUUGUAAGGGGAAUGUGAAGACUUGUACAAGUAAUCAAACUCGGAUGAAAGAUUCCAGAAUGCUUUAUAUAAAAUUUAUGGAUUGUGGAUUCACAGUACGAUCAUUAAAGAUAAUUUAGUAGGAAUGUUGAAGUUUAGCCAAGCUCUCCUGGUUCUCUUCUCAAACCUCACGCUCCUGUUUCCAGCCCUGCCUGGAUGUCUUAAAGGCGUCUAUCCCUCGGUGGGUCAGAAUCUCCAUUAUUGCUCCCUUGAUGUGUUCAGGACUCCUAAUGUCACAGUCUCCUUCUCGUUUCCUUAUUUCCCUUACUGGCACUGGCAUCUUCUGGGCUGGGAGACUCUGGGCAUCCCAUUUGUUGUUACUUAUGUUAUUUCCCACGCUUCCCAACCCACAAAUUUGUAGAUCCAGUGUUGACUGUUGUGUUAUCUUGUCCAUUUCUGAUCACCACCCCCUAAGCCAAGGCCUCCAUAACCUCUCACGAGUCACGGCGAUUACAUUAUGCCAGAUUAAACCUCAUUCCGACUGUUCUUUUCACCAGGAAUACUUUCAGGUUUCUGAAAUUCUACCUUCCUUUAUGUUUUUUUAAAUGCUUGUUGGGGCGCCUGGGUGGCUCAGUCGGUUAAGUGGCCGACUUCGGCUCAGGUCAUGAUCUCGCGGUCCGUGAGUUCGAGCCCCGCGUCGGGCUCUGUGCUGACAGCUCAGAGCCUGGAGCCUGUUUCAGAUUCUGUAUCUCCCUCUCUCUGACCCUCCCCCAUUCAUGCUCUGUCUCUCUCUGUCUCAAAAAUAAAUAAACGUAAUAAAAAAAAUAAAUAAAUGCUUGUUUAUUUUGAAAGAGAGAGAGCAUGAGCAGGGAAGAAGGGGGGGUGCGGGGUGGGUAGAGAAUCCCAAGCAGGCUCUAUGCUCAGCGAGGAGCCCAACACAAGGCCUGAUGUCACAACUGUGAGAUUGUGACCUGAAUCGUUAUCAAGAGUCACCAACUGAGACACCCAGGUGCCUGAAUUCUACCCUUCUUUAAAAGUUUCAAAAGUUUCCUGCCCCAAAUAGGCUUUCUCUAACAUCCUUGUCUGAAUUACAUUCCACCCUUCUCUCUUGUUCCCUCACAUCUUCUAUAUCUUUCUGGCAUUUGCCCUAUUCUGCUAUAGCUCGUAGUUACCAGAGGCUUUUGACCCCAGCUGUCCUCCACUGAUGGAGCACCCUGUCUGGCACCUAAUAGACACUCAGGAAAUACAAGAUUAAUUGAUUGAGUCAUAGUCGACUUUUCUUCUCUGCCCUUUUCAUGUAUACAGAGGGCUGAUCUGGGUAGAUUAGCAUGGUCGAUCAGAGGAAGUAAUUUCUUGCAUUUAGUGCAUAGCUUAUAUUGUGUGAUAUUAUUUAUAAGCUCUGGCAUGCCCACUAUAAACAUUUAAAUGAUGUCUUAUAUUGGUGAAGUCAUUAUUACCUAUAUAUCACAGGAAAAUAUAUUUGUGCAUGGUAAAAAAAAAAAAAAAACCCAAAAACUUUCUGAUUCUUUUUCUUGUCAUUUAUCACUUCAUGAACAUAUACUGAAUACUGAUGACCUACCUGAACAAAACAGACUACGUUCCUUUGGUAAAAGCCGGCGUGAAACAGAUACCUUUCAAAAGGGGCAUGAUGUUUGUAGAUUCAAGUUUGAAAAAGAAUAUUCUGGCUGCAGUGGGUAGACUAGCAAUUAUGAAUGUCCACGGAAGAGCCAACUUGAAGUCUUGAUAAAUUGAUGGGCCUUCAAAUAGUAUCAAUGGGAAAAAAUACAAGUGAAAUUCUGAAAUUGUGAGAUGGGUAGGAGAAAAAAUGAGCAGAGCUUAUCAGUUGCUUGACUAUGGGGUGAGGGAAAGAGUAGAGACAAAGAGGGCACUCAGUCUGGUCAUUGUUGGGUCUGGGAAGAUGGUAUGUGCUAAGAGAGAAUUAUAGGAGCAGCCAUGAAAGGAACAGCUUGAACCUGGUUUUAGAAGAUGUUGAAUUUGAGGUAGCUGAUGAGGCUUCAAAAGGGGAUCUCAAACAGAUGCCAAUAUAUAUGCUUAAGGGUCAACAUUCAUAGAAAUGAUUGAAGUCACAUGCUUUGAGAAAUUGACUCAAUACUCAAAAAGUCCUGUAAAGAUGAGUCCACCUAGACUAAAUAGAAAUAUUAAACAAGAGAAAAAGCAGUAGGCAUACACUGUCAUAGAAUUCAACUGGUGGAGUGUAUUCCAAGAAAACAGGUGUGGUCUAUAGUGCUAACUACCACUGAGAUCACAUCAGUUGAGGACAGAAGAAUGACCUUUAGUUCACAGCAUGGCAACUUGUGGAGACCGUGGUGAUGAGUCAUUUCAGUUGAAUGGUAAAAAAAAGGAAACCAGAUUUGGGUUGAGAAAUGAGUAGCCGUAGGAAAAUGGAGGCAGCCUGGCAGUAACCCUUGAAAAAUUCCACUAGAAGGAGAGCAGGGAGAGAGCACAGUGACUCAUAAUGAAAGAAGGGGCAUGGAAUUAUUAAGGAAAAAAAAUUAGAUGUCAUGAACUCAGUGUAUACCUAUUCACAACAAAAAACUCUUCAUUAGUACAAGAUGGAAUGAUCUGUAUCAUUUAAAACUACUCUUGUCAAAACCCACCUCUCUUUUGUGUAGUAUCAGUCUAACUUUUAUGGUAGUAAAAUGGUGAGGAAAUCAAAAUAGAGUAUCUUCUGAAAAUGUUACGAGUAUCAAUGGAUAAUUGGAUCAAUGUUGACAGGUUACACUUAAAGAAUGGCAUAAAGCACAUUGCUUCUUUAUGGAGGUCUCUUUGUAUAAAGCCUGCUCCUCUGGCAUUUUAAUGUGGUGAUUUACACGGGGAAAAUGGAUAGUUAGCAUUUUAUACCAUUUAUUAAUUACCAGGUACUUCCUAUAUGCUUUAGAUGUAAUAAUCAUGUAAUUAACAACAAAAACAGUGUUAUGAAAUUAAAUACUUAUGGAAAGAAUAAUCUCAUGCAAACUGUCCCAGAAAAUAGUAAAAAAAAAUAAAAAAUAAAAAAAAUAACACUUUUCUACAUAUUUUAUGAGGCCAAUAUAAUCCUCACUCCAAUAUCCAGCAAGGUGAUACAAGGAUAGAAAAUGACUUACCAAAAUCCCUUAUGAAUAUAAAUACAAAAUUAUGGAAGAUGUGUAAGCUUCUACAUUGAAAACAUGAUUGAGAGAAAGAAGAUAAAUAAAUGUAAGGCUUCGCGCAUUAGAAGAUUCAGUAUAUUAAGAUGUCAAGAGAUUAAAUAUAAGCCCAAUAAAAAUCAUAACUUUUGCAGAAAUUAAUCAGCUGAUUCUAUAAUUACAUGGAAAUGCAACAAUCCAAGAAUAGUCAAAGCAAUCUUGCAGACGAUUAACACUGGCAGAUAGCAAAAUGUAUUAUAAAGUUAUUGUAACUAGACAAUGUGCUAUAGGGACAAGUGUAGACAAAUAGAUUAAAGAAGUAGAAAAGAUCAGGACACCCACACAUAUUUGGUUAACCUCUCACCCAAGUUACGUCAAAGGUAACGUAUUUUCAGUGUGGGAACAGCCUGCAGUGUAGGGAAAAAACCUUUCUGAAAAAUGACACUGGGUCACUUUAGUAUCCACAUGGAUAAAAUAAAUACUGACUCCUGCUCUAUUCUCAUGAAAAUCAAUCCUGUAUGAGUUGCAAAUCCUAAAAGCGGAAGGCAAAAUAGAUUUCAGACAUAGACAUAUGAAAACGAUUUCACGUCUAUGUGAUAAGCAAAGAUGUCUUAAAUGGAAAACAAAAGGCUAAUCAUAAUGAGAAAAUACUGAUAAAUUGGAGAUCAUUAAAAUUAACUUUUUCCUCAAGAAGUAUGGUUAAGAGAGUAAAAGGAUUAAGCCACAGAGUGAAAAGCAAUCCAUAAUCUCUGUAUAUAAUCUGGCAAAGAAUUCUAUCCAGAAUACAAAAAGAUUUUCUACAAUGACAAGGCUGAAAACACAAUACAAAAAUGGGCAAAAGACUUGAACAGUCACUUCACCAAAGAGCCUAUCCAAAUGGCCACUAAACAUAUAAAAAUGUGCUCGACAUCAGUAGUCAUCAGGCAAAUGCAAAUUGGAACCUCUGGAAAAUGAUAUUACACAUAGCCAAAAUGGCUAACAUGAAAAUUCAAGUGUUUUUAAGGAUAUGGAAAAACAAAUUCCUAUAUACUGCUGGUGAGUGAGAACAUAAAUUGGUAAAAGCAAUUUGGAAAAGAAGUAUCUAUUAAUGUUAACCAUAUGCAUGCCCUAUGACCCUUCCCCCAGUUUCACUCUUAAGUAUAUAACCAACAGAGGUGUGCAUGCAUUGGAUAAAAGAUGGGCCCGAGACUAUUUAUAGCAGCACUCCUUGCAUAAUUCCAAAAACAGAAACAGUAUAUAUUCAUCAAUAUCUGGGACAAUCAAUUGCUUAUGACUCUACAAUGAAAUACCAUACAGAAAUGAAAUGAAAAACGAAUGUUGCAUGCAACAACAUAGGUACCUUUCACAAAUAAGACUCAACAAAAGAAACAAGACACAGCACAAAUAAGUGCCAUGAAA